This is a messenger RNA of Odontomachus brunneus, 1769 nucleotides long. RefSeq names its product short/branched chain specific acyl-CoA dehydrogenase, mitochondrial-like. Bases 162 to 1421 code for a protein of 419 amino acids. The record is from RefSeq and is a predicted model, not a curated record. Gene Ontology annotation, cellular component: mitochondrion. NCBI's taxonomy places the organism in Eukaryota, Metazoa, Arthropoda, Insecta, Hymenoptera, Formicidae. The transcript has a single exon. Gene Ontology annotation, molecular function: acyl-CoA dehydrogenase activity; flavin adenine dinucleotide binding.
UACGCUUUCAGUAACAUUGCCGACGGAUAACCGUUGACCGGUCCGGUUGCUUCGUGUGAACAAUAAUUUUACGAUAUUCAAUAAACUGCAAUCUAAAACUGAUCGUGACACAUUGUGAAUUUCCAUUAUAUACGAAUAGCUAUCACUUUUGAGGAAUAUAAAUGUCAAUUAUGUAUACAUUCACAUUUCGACCGGUUCUCCGCUACGUGACGCGAGAGUUAACCAUGACGUUCAAAGUUCGUCCCAGCGUGACUCGACUAUACCAUUCCAUAGGACCUUUGACACAAUUGACAGACGAUGAAUUGAUGACGAAGGAGACGGUCGCCAAGCUGGCCAAGGAGGAGAUCGCACCGCUGGUGCGGAAAAUGGAGAAAGAUGGGAAAAUAGACGAUGGCUUGCUGCGAAAGUUUUUCGAGAACGGCCUGAUGGGCAUCGAGAUCCCGGUCGAAUAUGGCGGCACGGGGAGCAACUUCAUGAGCACGAUCUUGACGAUUGAGGAGAUCUCCAAAGUGGACUCGGCUCUGGCAAUCCCCGUCGACAUCCAGAAUACCUUGAUCAACUCGCUGAUCUUAAAGAUAGGCUCCGAGGAACAGAAACGGAAGUACCUGCCUGCCUUGGCGCAAAACACCAUCGGUAGCUUCUGUCUGUCGGAAUCGCAGUCUGGAUCUGACGCCUUCGCCAUGAAGACUCAGGCGCAGAAAGACGGCAGCGAGUAUGUGAUCAAUGGUACGAAAAUGUGGAUCUCGAGUUCUGAUGUCGCAGGACUGUUCCUACUGUUUGCCAACGCGAACCCCAGUGCCGGCUAUCGCGGCAUCACGACUUUCCUAGUGGAGCGAGGUACACCAGGUAUGACGAUCGCCAAACCUGAAAACAAGAUGGGUAUGAAGGCGUCGGGUACUUGCAUGCUCCAUUUCGACAACGUCAGGAUACCCGAGAGUAAUCUGCUGGGCGAAUUUGGCUGCGGGUACAAGUAUGCGGCUGGUUUCCUGAACGAAGGUAGAAUCGGCGUAGCGGCACAGAUGAUCGGUAUCGCUCAGGGUUGCCUGGACGCUACUAUACCGUACAUGCUGGAGAGGAAACAGUUUGGGCAGGAAAUCUUCUUGUUCCAAGCGGUACAGCAUCAAAUCGCGCAGAUGGUGACGGACGUGGAGUGCGCCCGACUGAUGGUCUACAACGCGGCAAGGCUGCUGGAAGCCAAGAAGGACGUUAUGAAGGAAGCGUCCAUGGCGAAGUUAGUCGCGUCUGAGACCGCGCAGCGUGUUACCUCCAAAUGCAUAGACUUGAUGGGAGGAGUUGGUUUCACGACGGACUUUCCGCAUGAGAAGUAUUUCAGAGACUCGAAAGUCGGGACUAUUUACGAGGGCACGAGCAAUAUACAAUUGUCAACUAUCGCAAAGUGCAUUCGUAAGCAAUAUUCAUAAGAAAAGUGAGAAAUGUGAUCGCAAAGAUCAUGUGGAUUUACAUGUGGUUUUGUGAAAUUAUUCGAAUAUAUUAUAUUUGUUAUUAUUUAUAUAUGUAUAUUUGUUAUAUGUUUUUCUGCAUCUCUUUACAAUAUAUGUUCUGCUGUUAUGUAACGUAAUAUAUAUUUCAUAUAGAAUGAUUUCAUAUAGUAAGAGUAAGAAAUUGAUCAGUCAAAUAUGAGAAUAUUGAUUGAUCAAUUUCUUACUUCUCACAGUCAUACUUUACUUUUAUUGUAGACAGACCUUUAGCGACCUGUGUAAUUUUAAGGAAAUAAAUAACUCGAUUUUUCCUUUUCUUUACAAAAUUAA